AUGAUGCACCGCAGCCUGAUGCGAUCCGGAACUGUCCUGAGCAAGCGCCCCUCGCUGGCCGUGCGUCACUUUCGCAAAAGCAGUCCCACUAAGUAUACGGAAAACAAGGAGCUCACAGGCAUGGCGGGCAUUUUGGAAGCUGACAAUCAUGCACUUUCGGUCAAGGCAAUGCAUUUAACGAGCUUGGGUCUCAUGGCCGCGGUGCCAGUAGCUUUUGUGCUUAGCCCUUCUCCACUUGCGUUUCCUGUAGAUAUGGCUAUGGGUGUAAUGUUACCUGUGCACGCCCAUAUUGGUAUGAACAAUGUCAUUUCCGACUACGUGCCGCAGAGUAUGCGCACACUUGCCCGCUUAGGCUGGCUCGGUGCGACGUCACUGAUGUUCGUGGGCCUUCUACGCGUUAAUUUGGAGGGUCCUGGCAUUACGGAGGUGGUGAAAACUAUUUGGCGGGAGUCGCCAGAGAAGAAGAAAGUCAAGGCAUAA
This is a messenger RNA of Plasmopara halstedii, 480 nucleotides long. RefSeq names its product protein. Gene Ontology annotation, cellular component: mitochondrial envelope; membrane. The transcript has 3 exons. The coding region runs from base 1 to 480 and encodes 159 amino acids. Gene Ontology annotation, molecular function: ubiquinone binding; heme binding. Gene Ontology annotation, biological process: tricarboxylic acid cycle; mitochondrial electron transport, succinate to ubiquinone. Lineage: Eukaryota; Oomycota; Peronosporomycetes; Peronosporales; Peronosporaceae. The record is from RefSeq and is a predicted model, not a curated record.